UUAAUGGAAUUGCCCGUGAAUAUGAUGACACGUACUGCAUUCUGCGAGCGCGCCAAAACAGAGUUUAUCGGUAUCCCUAACGUGGAGAUCAUUGUCCGUAACGAAGGUUCUCUUAACAUAUGCACUGAUGCCUCGACAACUUGGGAGUCUGAAAAGGACAUGCGCAUCUUACUCUCGGUAACUCAAGGGGCUGAUCAGCCUGCGAGUCACUACAAGGACGCCUGUUCAAAAGACGCACAACCUCUUGCUUUCGUGGGCAAGGGCAUCUCUUUCGACAUCGGAGGAAUCAGAUUGAAACCUUCAGCAGACAUGAAGCUGAUGCGCGGCGAUAUGGGCAUAAUCCGAACUGAGCUUGAAAUCGUAUCAUCUCUACUCGCGAUCGCUCAGCUUCAACUCCCAAUCAAUAUUGUCACCGUCACUCCAACUUGCCCGGCCCCAAAGCCAUCAAGCCAGACGAUAAUCUACGCUAUGAAUGGUAGAUCCGUUGAGGUCGACAACAUGGAUGCUGAAGGUCGUCUUGUUCUAGUUGAUGCGUUGUACUACACAUCAGCCGAGUUCAAGCCGCACACGGUCAUCGACGUUGCCACUCUCAUCGGGGCUGCGGAAGUCGCGCUGGGUGAGAUCUACACCGGUGUUUUCACGGUUCACCUCCGAAACCGACUGAGUCGCAUGCUCCUCGACGAGGACUAUGGUACACAGAUUCUAACGCUGACUUGGAAACCAGCAGGUUCAUGUACCGCUGCACUAUUCCUUAAGGCGUUCGUAGACGGCAUCAAGGCCAAGGAUGGACAGGAACCCUCUUUCACGCGCCCACCAUACCAGGAGAAAGGAAUGACUGGGCGUCCUGUUCGUGCAUUGGUAUAAUUUGUCAGACGUCUCUCAAGCCAAGAAUGAGAUGUGCAGAGAUGGGUAUUGCUCACUACGAUAGGCCUCUAUUUUGCACGUUUUGCAAAAUGUCAAUGACCAGGUUAGCGGUGAUGAAAUCUAUGUUCCCAGUCCAAUAGAAUAUUUGACUGAAUGAUUACCUGAUUUGUGUAGACUAACUUUCUGACGUUUAU
Suillus subalutaceus is the source of this 1058-nucleotide messenger RNA. RefSeq lists its product as uncharacterized. The transcript is spliced from 16 exons. Gene Ontology annotation, biological process: proteolysis. The record is from RefSeq and is a predicted model, not a curated record. NCBI's taxonomy places the organism in Eukaryota, Fungi, Basidiomycota, Agaricomycetes, Boletales, Suillaceae. Gene Ontology annotation, cellular component: cytoplasm. The coding region runs from base 4 to 864 and encodes 286 amino acids. Gene Ontology annotation, molecular function: manganese ion binding; metalloaminopeptidase activity.